AUGUCGUCCGAGCCCGCAAAGCAGGCCAAUGACAGCGCGCUGAAGCCUCCAGCAGACAGCUCUGGAAAUGGUGGCAUCAGUCCCGCCGUGGCACCACGAAGUCCUGCUCCAAAAGUUGUCACCAUUGCCGACCCGGAAAUUUCGCCAAUCCUCGAGCCUGCUCACUCGAAGGAUGUGGAUGAUGAUGGCACCUUGACGCUUGAGCGCACUCCCUCAAAACAGCAGCAUCGCAUCAAGAUUGGCAAGCGCCUCUCUGGUCGGCCUCUGUCCGACCGCAACGCCUCAUCCGGCCAAAGCUUAGCCGAAAGUGCUCUAUCUGACAUCCUUGCCGAGGAUAGCGCUCAUUCGUCACACCGUGGCCAUGGCCACCAUGCUCAACAAUUGAUGGCCCAAGUCAGCGCCUGGUUGAAGCAGGAGAAGGCAAGAAGAGCAGCCCGCAAAGCCAGUAAACGAGCCCCUCCUCCUGAAUCAUCAGAGUCUGGCAUUCCAGAAAAAUCACUCAGUGAAUCUGCCGACGUACAAACCGACGGCGCAGCCGAAAACGAGGUGCGGCGGCCUUCUGAUGCGUCCGAGGGCUCGGUUGCUUUGGACGCACUCGAGCACAUUCUUGAGAAGGGCAUUUCUGCCAUCAGCCAUGAGGGCCGCAAGAUGCCUCAUCGGAUUGGUCGCAAGCUGAGACGCCAGUCGACAGCCGGCUCGUCUGACACCGAAUACCAAGAUGGUGACGUGCUUGUUCCAAGCUGUGAUGUCGUCCUUGACAACACCCGCACUCUCGCCUAUUCUGGAGGUGGUAUUGACGAAGACGACGAAGAUGAUCAAUUGACUCCCGGAACGAGGAAGGUCAAGGAGAAGCAGGCGUGGGCGACGUUCAAAUAUGAGAUUGUUCGGCUUGCGCACACCCUACGCUUGAAGGGAUGGCGCAGAGUUCCUAUGGACAGAAGCAGCGAUAUUGAGGUCGAGAGGCUUAGCGGAGCUCUCACAAACGCUGUCUACGUUGUUUCUCCUCCGAAAGACCUUCCACCUAGGCAAGGAGAAGAGGGUGAUAUCCACCCGCGCCCCCGUAAUCCUCCUCCGAAACUACUUCUCCGCGUCUACGGCCCCCAGGUCGAGCAUCUCAUUGACCGAGAAUCUGAACUUCAGAUCUUGCGCAGGCUGGCUCGCAAGAAGAUCGGCCCGCGCCUCCUCGGUACUUUUUCUAACGGUCGCUUUGAGGAGUUCUUCCACGCCCGCACGCUCACUCCCAGGGACCUCCGCAACCCGGACACCUCUGUUCAGAUUGCCAAACGCAUGCGGGAGCUGCACGAGGGUAUCGAUUUGCUCCCUCAAGAGCGCGAAGAUGGGCCUUUCAUAUGGAAGAACUGGGACAAAUGGGUUGAUCGUUGCGAGUACAUUUCGAAAUGGCUUGAUGCAGAAGUUUCGAAGUUGCAAGCAGGCUCCAAGCAAAGUGAGGAUAUCGGAUCGCUGGCCGAACUUGGGUUUGUCUGCGGCGUUCCCUGGGAUAUGUUCCGGCAGACGGUGGACAAGUAUCGGAACUGGUUGAAUGAACAGUACGGAGGAACCAAAGAACUCAAUGAGCGGCUAGUCUUCGCUCACAACGACACACAAUACGGAAACAUCCUCCGACUUAUUCCUCCAGGAGACUCUCCGUUGCUUCUUCCUGCCAACGAGCACAAGCAGCUUGUAGUCAUCGACUUCGAGUACGCGAACGCCAAUACUCCUGGAUUGGAGUUCGCCAAUCAUUUCACCGAAUGGUGCUACAAUUACCACGACGAGAAGGCGCCUCAUGCCGUCAACACGAAUGCAUAUCCUACACCUGCCGAACAACAUCGCUUCAUUCGAUCCUACAUCACCCACCGCCCUUUCCAGCCUUCUCACAGCAGCGAUUCUUCCACGACGCCCAGCAACGCCCGACCCCCUACGUUGACUCACAGUUCUUCCAUCUCAGCAUUCAUGCUAGAUUCGCGGGCUCCACCUCAGCAGCUCCAAGAGCAAGAAGAGCGUGAAGAAGCUGAGAUUGAGAAGGAGGUCAAGCGCCUCAUGGGCGAAACGCGCCUCUGGCGUCUCGCUAAUUCUGCGCAAUGGGUCGCGUGGGGAAUAGUCCAAGCUAAGCUCCCCGGCCUCCCCGACUUCGACAGCGAGACGAAAAAGAACACCGCCGUGAAUGGCGCAAUUCCUGAGGAAGAGCAGGACUACAUGAAUCCGCAGUCCGACCAGGGUGUGGGCGUGACGGACCCACCUUCAGAGGACCUUCAGGACAAGAAGGCGGAGGAGGGUGCGGAUCUGGGAGAUGCUGGCAGCUCGUCGGGCACGGCAGAGGAAGAGGAGUUUGAUUACCUGGGAUACGCAAACGAUCGCGCGAUGUUUUUCUGGGGUGAUGCGGUGAGGCUAGGCAUCGUCAAGGACGAUGAACUACCAGAGGAGUUGAGGCAGAGGCUCAAGGUUGUGGACUAUUAG
Messenger RNA from Lasiodiplodia theobromae, 2454 nucleotides. RefSeq names its product Choline/ethanolamine kinase. NCBI's taxonomy places the organism in Eukaryota, Fungi, Ascomycota, Dothideomycetes, Botryosphaeriales, Botryosphaeriaceae. Gene Ontology annotation, cellular component: cytoplasm. The record is from RefSeq and is a predicted model, not a curated record. Gene Ontology annotation, biological process: phosphatidylethanolamine biosynthetic process; phosphatidylcholine biosynthetic process. The transcript has 5 exons. Bases 1 to 2454 code for a protein of 817 amino acids. Gene Ontology annotation, molecular function: ethanolamine kinase activity; choline kinase activity.